GUUGGCUAUGCAGAUGAUCACAUUCCUGCUUUCCUGCUGGAGCCGAUUUCCUGUGAAUCCUGUCAGCGUAAAACUGGUGAAAAACCACUGGCUUUAGUGAGUGUCCAUGCAGCAAAAGGAGUUGUUGAGCCCACAAGGAGCUGUGAAAGAAACCCAUGGGUUUCUAUCACAGAGAAGAUACAAUAUGAACUACAAACAUCUGUGUAAAACAUGAUGAAUGGAAUGGAUUUGCAUGAGUCUGAAGAAGUAAAGCCUUCCUUUGUAGCUAGAUUUGGAAAAAUUCACUUCCACCAGAGGCCAUCUAGUCAACUGGACACAAUCAGCCAAACAUCAGCUCUUGAAACUGCUAUGAGUCAAGUGAAAAGAUCAUUCUACACAAAUAUUCCUAGCUCAUAUGCUGAGUACAUUCUACAUGGUGUCAUACCAAAGAUUGGAGUUGAUUUCGAUGAAGAGAAAGAGUAUUACCAUGUGAAGGUCUUUGACAAAUGCCGACCUCAUGCAACCUUGUCAUGCAAAUGCAGUGCAAUGAAAAUGGAGGGAAAACUAGAACUCCGCAAGAUUGAAAUAAAUCUGCGCCAACUGGUAGUGGAUAUGUCAUGCCCCGAGAAGGAUAUAGACCUAAGGUUGAUGCUGUCCGCUAAAAAGAUUCUGAAGGAACUGCCUCAUGAUGAGAUGGAUGGAAUAAAAAAAUUAAUUGCUUCUGCAAUUAUAGACGAAAAUGUGAAAGGAGGAUUGAGAUGGCCACUAGGGAAAGAGACUUUUGGGGACAGAUACAUUGUUGUUGGUGUUUGGCACACUAAAGCUAAAGCUUUUAGGAAUUCAUCAAUGAGAAUCAAGUUAAGAGAUGCUGAUCGGUUUGAUUUCAUGGCUUCAACUGGGGAAGUUUCAAAGGAAGUUAGUCUGAGGAUGACAGGAAUAAGUACAUUAUUACGGGAUCGAAUGGUGGAAAUAGGCCCAAUCAAUAAGUUGCUUGAAGACAGUUUGAAAUUGAUAUGGGAGCACUUCUUAAGAUGUGAUGGCAGUUCUUUUUCUUGAAUCUCAUUUUGUUAACACUACUCCUCUUUCUUUGUAAAUACUUCUGCUGAUGAAAAUCAUGUGAGGGUCCCUUGUGAAAUAUGUCUUUCUUUU
Telopea speciosissima is the source of this 1128-nucleotide messenger RNA. RefSeq lists its product as uncharacterized. The coding region runs from base 211 to 1035 and encodes 274 amino acids. The transcript has 7 exons. The record is from RefSeq and is a predicted model, not a curated record. NCBI's taxonomy places the organism in Eukaryota, Viridiplantae, Streptophyta, Magnoliopsida, Proteales, Proteaceae.